This is a messenger RNA of Eruca vesicaria subsp. sativa (arugula), 336 nucleotides long. NCBI's taxonomy places the organism in Eukaryota, Viridiplantae, Streptophyta, Magnoliopsida, Brassicales, Brassicaceae. The record is from the annotation of a GenBank genome assembly.
AUGAUCAGAGACGCUUCUUUGGGCUCCAAGGAGUUACGUUUCCACCACGCUCCGAUCUUUGGGCUUGUAUGUGGGCUUCUUGGGAUGGACCCCGAGACUUCUCAGAGGGCUUACCUGUUUGUUACACUGAGAGAUGUUGUCUCGGCUGCAACGAGGUUGAACUUGGUGGGACCGAUGGGUGCUUCAGUGAUGCAGCAUCGUAUGGCCGUUGUUGCUGAAACGGUUUUAGAGAAGUGGAAGGAUCGUGAUGCGGGUGAAGCGUGUCAGACAUCUCCUUUGCUAUAUGUUGUGCAAGGUUGUCAUGGUUACUUGUUUUCUAGAUUGUUUUGUUCUUGA